AACCAUAACGGACUGUCAGCUCACAUAAGAAGACUUAUCAGCCAUAUUUUAAUGUCGAUUACAUAUUGAAUGAUUUAUUUCAACUGACUGCUGAAUAUCGGGGUUUUUUCUCUCAUGUGAAGGGUGAAGGAGUAUUUUUGUGUGUGCGUUUUGGACGUGAAAGGUACGCACUGUCAACCAAGACAACACUUUAAAAAAGAAGAGGAAAUGGAUCGCCUCUCGUCGGACCGAAACAUCCUCUGUCUGUUUGACGUGGAUGGGACUCUAACACAGCCGAGAGAGAAAAUUGACCCACAGCUGGAUGAGUUCUUCCAGACUCUGCGGAGGAAAGUGAAGAUCGGCAUCGUCGGAGGGUCGGACUACUCCAAGAUAGCAGAGCAGCUUGGGGAGGGAGAUGAUGUGAUAGACAAGUUUGACUACGUGUUUGCUGAGAACGGGACUGUGCAGUACAAAGAUGGGAAGCUGCUCUCAAAACAUGCCAUUCAGAACCAGAUUGGUGAGGAGCUGCUGCAGGACCUGAUCAACUUCUGCCUCAGCUACAUGGGGCUCAUCAAGCUGCCAAAGAAAAGGGGAACAUUCAUUGAGUUCAGGAAUGGUAUGAUCAACAUUUCUCCCAUCGGUCGGAGCUGCACACUGGAGGAGCGAAUCGAAUUCUCUGAAAUCGACAAGAGAGAGAAGAUCAGGGAGAAGUUUGUUGCUGCCCUAAAAGAGGAGUUUGCUGGGAAAGGACUGCGGUUCACUAGAGGUGGUCUCAUCAGCUUUGACAUCUUCCCGGAGGGCUGGGACAAGAGACUGUGUCUAGAGCUGCUGGACAGUGAAGGCCUGGACGCCAUCUACUUCUUUGGCAAUGAGACGUCAGAUGGAGGAAACGACUAUGAAAUCUUCAACGACCCGCGGACAAUCGGCUUCACAGUGUACUCCCCCGAGGACACGGCCCGGCUCUGUCGGGAGCUUUUCUUUGACGCUCCACCACACGAAUCCUGAUGUCUUACACUCCCCGCACCCCUACCCCGCCCUUAAUCCCUUUCUUUACCCACAAAACCCCUCUGAACUCUGGCCUGUUGGUCCCUGAUGGUAAGAUAACCAGAACAUGGAGCCCAGGCUGUUUUAUGAACUGCUGAAAGAUACCACUACUGAUUUUUUCCAUGUUAUUAAUAUCAUUAUUGAGUGUUUUAAUUACAUUUUUACCACACAUCCCUCGGAAAUGUUACACGUUGAUGUACGUUCAAGUGUUUUUACUGCAGCUGAGGUUUUAGUACUGUACCAGAAGAUGUGUUUGACUGCAGUGUCACGCCACGGCAGUGUGUAGCAUGUAACGUGAAAGUAACCAAAAAGCUCAGAGAUUAUAAAGCAUUUUGGUAGUAUUUAAAGUUAAUACUCCACAUAAUGUAUAGAAUAACGUACCUGCUUCUGUUUUGCACUAAUGUUGGCAUCAUUUUAUACCAAUAGUUGGUAUAUUCUUGUUGGACACUGCUGAAGGAAGUGAUAAGAGAGAUAGAGAGAGAGAGAUAGAGAGAGAGAGAGAGAGAGAGAGAGAGAGAGAGAGAGAGAGAGAGAGAGAGAGAGAGAGAGAGAAGAACAGGUGAGGAAGCCUAUUGUUUAUUGUUUUGUGAGAUUUUUGAAAAUGAGAUAUAAAUGAAGCAUUAAAGAAGAAGUGGAAGAAGAUGCAUCUUCAUAUGAAUCAUUCCAGAUAUUUAAUGUCAUUACAGCGCUCUGAAGUGGAUGGGAUUCAUUGAUGGUUUACUGUGUGAUCCCCUGAAUGUCAAAUGUCUGUUUUAAACUCACAAAGGUUCUGUAAAUAAAAGGAAGAAUAUAGUUUAUUUUGCUUGUUUUGCAGCUCUGGAAAAAACAUGAACAUUGCAUUGAAUUGUCAGGAUUUAUUCAAUUUAUAUUAAAAACAGAACUGACUCAAUUAAUUCAUCUUGACCAGUGAAUUAAGCUACUGUGACCAAGUCACUCUACAAACUUUAACCAGUCGAUAUGCAACUUUGUAUGUAAAAUAUUUUUAUAAGUCGAAUGCAUUCUGAAUAAUGGAUGAACAUAUGUGUUGAUGCUUAUUGAUUUAUUCCUUUCUGCUCAUUCAUGCUGUUGUCAAAAGCUGCUUAAAGGGUUUAUUUUAACAACUUGUGUUAAAACUGCUACUUUUCAUUUUCCCAUAACAAGUUAAUGUUUUAUACUAUUGUCAUGAUUCAGAAAAAUAAUGACUCCUUUAGAUAUUAUUAUAAAAAUGAAGCUUUUGAUGAGUCAGAAACAUCAGCUGCACUCCUGUGUUUGACUGUAAACACUAAAUAUCAAAGGCUACGAUGAUCAUGUAGAUAAGACUAUGAUGCACAGAAAAUGAGCCUGUACAGUACAAUGUGUCCCUGA
This is a messenger RNA of Scomber scombrus (Atlantic mackerel), 2367 nucleotides long. It is a transcript of the gene pmm1, whose product is annotated as phosphomannomutase 1. Gene Ontology annotation, biological process: mannose metabolic process; GDP-mannose biosynthetic process; protein N-linked glycosylation. Gene Ontology annotation, molecular function: phosphomannomutase activity. NCBI's taxonomy places the organism in Eukaryota, Metazoa, Chordata, Actinopteri, Scombriformes, Scombridae. The coding region runs from base 208 to 984 and encodes 258 amino acids. The record is from RefSeq and is a predicted model, not a curated record. Gene Ontology annotation, cellular component: cytosol. The transcript has 8 exons.